AUGGCUGACCCGCUGAGUCUUGUGGCCAGCGCUAUCGCCAUUAUCCAGGGUGGUGAAAAGCUGCGAAAGCUUGUUCGCAAGGCUCAGGAACUCAAUACAGCACCCGCAGAAGUCGAGCUUCUUCUUCGAGAGAUCUCUGAAGCCAGGACAUCCUUCACCUCUCUCCAAUCUACCGUCAUUGCGGCUGCCCAAGGUGCCAGACCCAUCAAUUUUGAGGCAUUACGGAGCCUGCUUCAUCAAUAUGCUUCUCUCCUUGACUCUAUGGAGCUGCUGGUGGACAAGUAUCUUCUCAAAUCGCCCAAGCAAGAUGCUGAGUGGGGAGAUGAAAGGGCAGGAAUGGAGAGGUCUGUUGUGAGGCUGGGAUGGGUUCGGAAAAAGACAAAGGUGCAUGAGAUGCAAGACAAGCUUCGGAAUGUCCGCUUUCUGAUCGUUGAGAGCGAAAACUACGCGUCAGGGGCUCUAGGGGUAGUUACCACCGCAUCCAAGCCAAACGAGUUACCACUGGCUAAGACGGAGGAAACCCAGACAAUAACAGAGGAAAUGACAAAGGUGAAUCAUCAGAAUCUUCCUCCUGGGCCUAUCCCAUCGACUUUCAUGUGCGGCCCAUGCAAGUGUGCCUGCCACAGCACAUGGACACUGCUGUUCACGACAUGGAAGAAUCUCGGUGGCACAGUAGCCAUGCGAUCUCGUGGAUUCCCUUUCCAACGCAAGGACUGCGACGUCUCGUCUUGCAAACGCAGAUCACAGCCCAUGAUUAGCGGCGCAUUUCACCUCCCUCACUGGAUCGCCUCCCCCGCGAUCAUACUCACCUUCAUCAACGGACCCUCCAUAUCCGUCUCGCUGACAGUUGCACGCAUUGUCCCCCCUGACUCGGACAUCUUCCGCUACAUCCAGACGGGCAACUGCUCUGGUCUGCAAACCCUGCUCCUCAAAGGCCAAGCUUCUCCCGCAGACAUGAUCGAGUCUCUGUACGGGACCCUCGACGCCCUCCUUUUCGCCCUCAACUGCAACCAAUACGAGAUUUGCCAGCUUCUCCUCUCCUGCGGCGCCGACCCCCACGCUGAAAACAGCACCAAGCUGACCGACUCGGCCGCCAACAUGGCCUGGAAUCUUUCCAUCGAGAGUCCAUCCCCAGCCAACAACGCACGGAAACACCUCAUCGAGUCUACAUUCCCGGCCCCGUUGGACCUCGACCGGCGCCAGUUCUCACUCCUGCACAAGACCGUCCUCGGCCUUGCCUACACCAACCUCCCAGCACUGCUCGCUACCUGCUCAUCCGACGCCCUCAACGCCCGCGACUGUCACGGCCGUACCGCUGUCCUCAUGGCCGCCUGGCGCGGCGAUCUGAAAGCCGUGACUGAAAUCCUUGCAGCUGGCGCCGAUCCCGACUUGCACGAUGGUGGUGGCCGCUCCCCGCUGCAUUACGCAGCUAUGACGGCAUCAGAUGUUUGUACUCGGGCCCUGGUGCGGGGUGGUGCGGAUGUCAACAAGGUCGACAACUAUGAUGAGACGCCGCUGCAUUGUGCGUGUAGCUGCGCCCGCUUGGCCAAUGUAGAGUACCUCCUAUCUGUGGGGGCGUGGCUGGACAUGGCAAACGAGCGGGGUGUGACGCCUCUUAUGGCGGCAGUCAUGGCGGGAGAUGUGGGGGUUGUUGAGGCGUUGAUAGCAUACGGGGCGAACGUGGAGGUCAAGGAUAAGGGUGGUGAGACGGCGGUUGGGCUGGCGGUGUGGGGAGACCAGACGGAUAUUGUGGGGGUGUUGGUGGAUAAGCACAAAAGGGAGAGCGAGGCUUGA
Messenger RNA from Podospora bellae-mahoneyi, 1794 nucleotides. It is a transcript of the gene ASB6, whose product is annotated as Ankyrin repeat and SOCS box protein 6. Bases 1 to 1794 code for a protein of 597 amino acids. Lineage: Eukaryota; Fungi; Ascomycota; Sordariomycetes; Sordariales; Podosporaceae. Gene Ontology annotation, molecular function: protein binding. The transcript is spliced from 2 exons. The record is from RefSeq and is a predicted model, not a curated record.